AUGGGCUUUGAUUCAGCACCUGUUCGAUUGGCUCACUUCAUAAAAGAUAGACGAUGUAAUACUGCACGGGCUGUUUUUGCAUUGGAGUUAGAAUGCAAGUGGGCUCUGAGUGGAACACCUUUGCAGAACCGUGUUGGAGAACUUUACUCUCUUAUUCGGUUUUUGCAAAUCUUCCCCUACUCAUACUAUUUCUGCAAGGACUGUAGUUGUGAGAUACUAGAUACCAGUAUGAAGAAACAAUGCGACUGUGGUCACUCAUCUGUUAGGCACUUUUGCUGGUGGAAUAAGUACAUAUCAACACCAAUACAGUAUGGGUCAACAAGUUUCGAAGGAAAAAGAGCCAUGACUCUUCUGAAGGAAAAAGUUCUGAAAGGCAUAGUGUUAAGGCGCACAAAGAAAGGCCGAGCGGCAGAUCUUGCUCUUCCACCAAAGAUUGUGACAUUGAGGCGGGACUCUUUUGAUAAAAACGAAAUGGAAUUCUAUGAAGCUUUGUACACUCAGAGUGUCACACAAUUUGAUGCAUAUGUAGAUGCUGGAACACUGUUGAAUAACUACGCUCAUAUCUUCGAUCUUCUCACAAGGUUGAGACAGUCUCCUUCAGCUAGCAACUGUGAAAGUGCCAACACACUGAAUGUAAAUGAAUUGUCUGAAAAAAUUUCACAAACUAACUUGCAUGAGGUGGAGCAUGUUAUUAUUCCGGAACAUCUUCGUGUGCCAGAAUAUGAGCAGACCAAGUUAAGUUUUGGCAGUUUCACAUCUGGUUUGGAUUCGGAACAGAUAAACUUGUGGCAAGCGUCAUUGCGUCAGGACGUUGACCUCCUGAAGUUAUUUGAUAUUGUAUACUGA
Messenger RNA from Zea mays, 846 nucleotides. RefSeq names its product DNA repair protein RAD16. The record is from RefSeq and is a predicted model, not a curated record. Bases 1 to 846 code for a protein of 281 amino acids. NCBI's taxonomy places the organism in Eukaryota, Viridiplantae, Streptophyta, Magnoliopsida, Poales, Poaceae. The transcript has 9 exons. Gene Ontology annotation, biological process: nucleotide-excision repair. Gene Ontology annotation, molecular function: ATP-dependent activity, acting on DNA; ATP binding. Gene Ontology annotation, cellular component: nucleus.